AUGAGGGGGAGGGGAGGGGCGCAGGGAGGGGGUUGGGGUCACCGGAACGUCGCCGGGGUGCGGUCCUCGAGCCUCGCACUGACAAAUAGCGUUUUCCCCCGAGGCCCAGGCCCAGGCCCCCCGGACCCCCGGACCCCCCGGACCCCCCGGACCCCCGGGCCUCCGGGCCGCGAGGGCCGCGAGGGCUGCGGUCGACUGCCAUUCGUCAUGUUAGAACACCGCGCCUCAAACUAA
Danaus chrysippus (African queen) is the source of this 234-nucleotide messenger RNA. NCBI's taxonomy places the organism in Eukaryota, Metazoa, Arthropoda, Insecta, Lepidoptera, Nymphalidae. The record is from the annotation of a GenBank genome assembly.